Colossoma macropomum (tambaqui) is the source of this 4936-nucleotide messenger RNA. Its product is annotated as leucine-rich repeat-containing protein 10B. Lineage: Eukaryota; Metazoa; Chordata; Actinopteri; Characiformes; Serrasalmidae. The record is from RefSeq and is a predicted model, not a curated record. The transcript is spliced from 4 exons. The coding region runs from base 1464 to 2702 and encodes 412 amino acids. Gene Ontology annotation, molecular function: protein binding.
AGACAGUGGUGUGUCCAUUAACCGCUACAUUAACUGUUUAUGAACUGAAUGGUUUUCCUCCAUUGCGUCAGAUAUCGAUGAAGACAGCACAAAUCACCAAAACAUGGUCUCUCUUCAGAAGCCGGACUGAGUCUAUGUGCUUAUGAUGAUAUGGUGGUAGGAAGUCAUGAAGCAUUCAUUCAUGCUAAGCACAGGUGCCUGUCAAUUCAUUCCAAGGGAGUUGAGGAGUCUGAUGGCUUGUGGAAAGAAACUGUUGCAAAGUCUGGCUGUGAGGGCCCGAUGUGAUUGUGGUACCUUCUUCCGGAUGGCAGAAGAGAGAACAGUUCAUGUGAGGGGUGUGUGGGGUCGUCUGCAUUGCUGGCAGCUUUUCGGAUGCAGCAUGUGGUGUAAAUAUCCGUGAUGGAGGGAAGAUAGACCCCGAUGAUCUUUUCAACUGUCCUCACUAUUCACUGGAGGGAACAUGGGAGGAGAGCCGCGGUCCUCUAGCGUCUCGCUCAAACUCCAGCCAAGAGAGAAAGACGGAACACGGCCGGGUAAACGCGCUUCUCCGCGGCCGUAGCCCGCCGAGCCUACAGCGGACUUUUCCCUCCGCCACCGCGGACAACUGCGAACUUUCUCUGGAUAGCGACUGCGUACGCGAGAGAGGCGUCAUCAGCGCGAGCUGCAUGAGAGUGGACUUCCCUCGGCUGGCUCACAUUGCCGCUGGCCAGGUCACACUGGUACACUGCUGCACGGGCUGGAUAAAGGGCAGCGUGCGGGGGCUCCGGCGGCGGGGACGCUUUCUCAGGACGCCCUCAUGGCGAGUGCUGCUCGACAGAAGUGAAAAGCGCCGGAACUGAGCGAGGAGCUGAGCUGAAGUUUGUGUUUUUAAUGUGAGCGAUGGAUGGCUGUGCGCGGGGACGGCGGCGGAGCGCUGUUUCAGCACAACAGGAUUUCUCUGGUCAGUGUCAUAACGGGCUUUUGACAGCUUUACUGGACAGGAGCCCCAGUCCGGGAGUGGCUAGCUGAACACUGGAUCACCUUUUGAAUUACCCUGACAAAAUUAAAGAUCACUCUGUCCAUAGCUACUACUACUACUGCUACAAUUAUUACUACUACUAUUACUACUACUACUACUAUUACUAUUACUACUACUACUACCAUUACUACAUGUUCUGCAACUGUUAAGCCUAUAUAUGAGACCUUGCAUUAUUUAGUAUGGGCGCCUGUUGUAAAAGACAGCGUGUUUGCUGACAUCGGGCACUGCUGUCCUGAGGCUGAGUUGCGGUGUCCCGCAUCCGACGCAUCAUGAGUCCAUGCGCAGCAUCUCUCUCUGCUGGGACAGACCUGCUGAGUGUAGCUCACAGAGAGGGGGCAAAGCAGCCCCUUAGAGCUCCACACACACUCCUCCCCUCCUGAAACACACACACACAGCCACGCCGUCACAUAUAUAUACACACACACUGUGAUACGCAAUUGAGGGGAUGGGCAACUCCUCUCGAAAAGAAGGCGAGGAAGAAGGAGGGGAGGAGAAAGAAAAAGAAAAGGAGGAGGAUGGCGAGAAGGAGGAAAAAGCGAUAAAAGAAAAAGAGGAGGAAGAGGAGGCUCCAGAUGAAGAGCUGCCGUUAGGUGUGGACGAACUUCUUGCAAGUGGAGAUCCAGUGCUGGACCUGAGCUACUACAAAUUCCGCCGCCUCCCCAAGCAAGUGCUGGGCCUGGCGCAUUUGGAGAAGCUAUACUUGUGUGGGAACCGCCUGCGAACACUGCCUGAUGGCAUCUCGCAGCUGCAGGGCCUGCGCAUCCUGGCGCUGGACUUCAACAAAAUGGAUGACGUCCCCCUGGCCGUGUGCCAGCUGGCCAACCUCACCCGCCUGUACCUUGGCAGCAAUCGGCUGAUGAGCCUGCCACCGGAUUUUAGGAACCUGCAGAGUCUGCGCUGUCUCUGGGUGGAGAGCAACUACUUCCAGCGCUUCCCCAAGCAGCUGUACGACCUGCCCCACCUACGCUCGCUGCAGAUGGGCGACAACAGGCUGCGGACCCUGCCCUCCGACCUGUGGCGCAUGGAGGCUCUGCGGGGGCUCUGGCUCUAUGGCAACCGCUUUGAGGAGUUCCCCCGGGUGCUCCUGAAGAUGGAUCAGCUGGAGAUCCUAGACUUAGAUCGCAACCGCAUCUCCGAAUUCCCCAGCCUGCUGCAACUUCCGGCGCUCCGACUCUUCUCAUAUGAUCACAACCCUGUGAAGGGGCCUCCACGGGUCGGGGAGGAGGUCAUCAUUGUUGGGGAAGGGGCGGAAGAAGCCCUGCAGGUCAGGGAAAGAAGAAAGGAAGCCAAGGAAAGAGCGCAAAGGGAAGCGGAGGAGGCGGCAGCAGCGGCGGCAGCCGCGCCGGUCAUCAUCGGGAUACUGAAGAAACUUAGGAUGAGUAGCAGCUCAUUGGCCGCUGCAAGUGACACAGCAGCCACGAAUGGGAUGGUGCCAUCAGCACCCCCAGCUGAGGAGGAGGUGGCAUUGCAGGGAAAAGAAGAAGAGGGGGAGUCUGAAAGGCCUACUGUGGCACUUGAUGAGGCGGAGCUUGAAUAUGAGGAGGAGGGGCUGGAGUAUGAGAGGGAGGAGCUUAUCUGUGAGGGCGAGGGGUAUGAGGGUUACGGAGGGGCGGAGUUAGAGUAUGAGAGAGCUGAGAUGGACUAUGAGUAUGAAGGGGAGGAGCCUGAACAAGAUGGAACAUGAUCUUUGACUUCUUCCCUUUAACCACUUCAGUGCUUAAUUUGGGUUGCACUAAUUUAAUUGCAAGGCAAUGCAGACAUUUUUCUCAAAUCUAACAGUUCUAACAGUGUUCUAAAAUGAUGAUGGUGUUUUUUUGUGAAAUACUUCUGUAGUGGGAUACAGAGUGAAAAUGACGUCCUGUAGGCUUCCACAGGACAUAGAACUUCAUCCUUUUUUUGGGAUCAAAGUGGUCUUGUACAGCGGAAAAGAUAGAAAUAAUUCAACAUCCCCUCGCCUCGUGGUGUAAAUUAUAAAUGAGUAUUUUAACGCAGUCUCCUAAAAUGUUUAGCACAAAUGUGUUAUUCGUCUAGGAUUCUGGCUGCACUAGCUUUAAAGUUCCUCCACAUGAAAGGGAAGAAAAUGAUGGCAUAUACAAACACAUCACCCCCCACAACAUUCAAUACAGUACAGAGCAGAUUACAUGCAUUCUGUUCUUUAUUAGAUAGAAGUAAUAGCCCAACAAUUGGAGAAUAAUGCAUCACUGCUUCAGUGGUACAUUAGAUUGUUAUAAUAUAAAAAACAUAAUAUAGUUUCUGAAAGCAGUUUUACAUCCCAGUUCUAUAUCUAAUUCAGUCUCCUUCAUUUGGAUUUUCUAGCAAAGAUCAUUAGAACCUUAGUGGAGGCCCAUGGAAGUCUACAGUGGGGUCCAAAAGUCUGAGACCACAUUGAAAAUGUGGGGAUUUUUUCAGUUAAACCUGGGAAUAAAUAACAAAGUUUUAGGAUAUUGAGAAAUUGAAAAUUAUUGAAAUAUUAUAUAAUACAAUAUUAUAUAAGUAAAAUAAGUAUAAGACAAGAUUUUCAAAAUUCUGCACUAUUUCUAGAUUGGUGACAGUGACCAUGUUGAGGCCUUUGUACAAAAAGGUCAGAAUUUUAUAAAUCCUAUCUCUUCCAUUGAAGAGACGACUUUGAGACGACUCUCAGUUGGAUUUGAUCUACUUAUCAGAGCCUUUUGCAGAAACUUGUGAAGUCCAUGCCAGUUUGAGUGCACGCUGUAAUUAAAGCAAACAGGUGGCACGGAAAAACUAAUAUUCUGAAAGUCAUGUUACAGUUUCAAAGAUUAUAUAUUUACCAUUCAAAUAGUUAUGCUGAUAAUUGUAAUGAAAAAAUGUAUUAAAUGAGAAAAGAGUUCAAAAUACGAGCACUUUCACCAGCGGUCUCAAACUUUUGGACCCCACUGUACUUGCUGACAAGUAAAGGUGACUAAAAGCGUUCUUUGUGCGAUGCCAUAGGAGAAACACUUUUGGAAAUGAGAUGAGUGAAGAGUGUGAAGAACAUUUUUAAAGUUUAAAGAACCUCCACAGAAGGUAAAGGUUCUUGGAAAGACCCUUAAAUUGGUAAAGAACCUUUAUUUUAUGUGAGGGUUCUUUCAGCCUUUCACAGGUUCUUCACACUCACAAAUCUCUUUGUCCGACGUUUUUUUUAAUGUUUGUUUUUUGUUCCCCGAAUGGUCUUUAGGGACCCUCAGACAGUCUAUAUUUUUGUUCCUACCCAACCCAGCACAGGGAUAGAGCAAAAACAUGGAUUGUUUGGGGGUCACUGGACACCAGUUUGAGAACCACUGCUUUAAGGAACCAAAAGUGCUUCUUAUAUGGCAUCGCUCAAAGAAUUCUUUGUGGCACAUUUUUAAAAAGAAUGUAUAGGAGAACAUUUUUAAACCAAAUCUUACUUUUGCGGCACACAUUUCACCACAUCAUUGUAAAACACUAUGAGAAAUGAAAAAAAUAGAUUGAGAAAAAUGUUGACAUUUUCCAAAAGGUAAAGGCAAAAGGAAAAGGGGAGGGGAUUUUAUUAAAAAAAGACACUUAAAGUAUAUUAUAAGGGGUGACAUGUUUGCUCUAUCAAGGCUGCUGUGAAUUUUUAUAUAACCGUGUCUCCAGUAGUGAGACAAACCCAGUACAGGACUCUCAACAGGUUUAGCACUUAAUUUAUUCUCUUCAAAAACCCUGUGAAAACCAAUGGAAACUGCACAUCUGUUAUGGGCUGCAGCUUUAUACAUUACGAGUAAGACCAACUCAUUUUUUUCAGUGUAUGUGAGUGUGAAUGCAUGUGUGAGAGAGAGAGAGAGAGAGAGAGAGAGAGAUAGUGUAAUCGUACUCUACCCUGGGUGUACUGUAUCUGGAAUAGGAUACUGCGAUUGCUGUGAUGUGUGUUGGUGAAACGAAAUCUUCUCUCAUUAAAUAAUCAUAGAGUUUGCGAAA